GAUACAGGAGUUCAGUCUCCCGUGUACUGGUCCUUAGACUUAGAGAAAUAGAGCUUACUAGCAUUCAUGCACACACUUCAUUUCAAGAGCCGUGCCUUUUCAACUCAGAUGUUUUUUAAUGAGUCGAUCUUUUGAGGAACAUUAUUUAGACUAGACUUUUAAUAACCGCGCAAUUUCUCAUGAGGCACGCAGAAUCAGGAUACUUGCAGGGCACGCUUAAAAUCUGUCGUGAGGACAGCUUGACGGGUGUGUUUUUCUCUCUUUUUUAGAGAGCACCCACGGGAGGGGGCAGGCAGGCGCAGCUCAGCACAGCACAGCAGAGGCGGAGAAACGGUCGACCAGGCAGUGCUGUAUGUGUGAGAGAGGGAGGGGGGGGGACAGUCUCUCUGUAUCCGUGUUUGUGCGCCCAGCUCUUCUCUGGAGCUAGCGCAUUAUUCAUGAGACGGAGUGACGUUUCGUAACAAGGGCGGUCCUAUGCUAAUGGUCGUAUCCCAAUACGAGCGAGAGGGGGCAGCAUCUUGCACAAGCACGCAGGGGAGAGUGUGGGUCACAGUGCUCACCACACGCGGAGUGUCACCUCAAACUCUCACAUAAAGCCAAGGAACCGUGUGUGUGGCUGUGUGUAUCUUGGAGGGGGCACAUAAAAGAGUCCUCUGUACUAAUUUGCUGAUUGAGAGCAAACCAGGGCACACAUUCAGAAGACAGAAAGAUCAGUGCACACUGCAGCCAGGGAUGAGCAUGGGAGAUGCUUGAGAUGUCACUGGAGAAAGAGACAGUUGUGGCAGGUGAUGGAGGUGGGGCCUCGCUCUCUCACCUCCACGCCCCCAAAGACAUGCACCCUCCUAAAAUGGUGCCAGGAGGGGAACCAGUUGCCCCUCUGCUGGCCAGCGUGGGGCCUGUCAGAGGGGGGCACUGUGGGUGUGUGUGUGGGUGGUAAGCCUCUGCAGCACAAAAAUGGCUUUCAGGGUCCCCAACCCGGAUCUCAGAAGCUGGCCAAGCGCCGCUACAGCAUGAAUGUGAGCGUGCGUCCCGCCGGCCCUGCCAAACGCCGCCGCCGUGCCUCAGAUAGCCAGCCCGUCCUCCCCUCCCAUUUCCUGCUGGGAGGGAACAUCUUUGACCCACUCAACCUCAACAGCCUGCUGGACGAGGAUGUCAGCCGGACACAGAAUGUCCACACGCCGGAGACCUCGCCGCUGCCCGCGAAGGGUCGCGAGCCGCUGGAGAUCCUUGUGCCCAAGGACAUCACAGACCCCCUUAACCUGAGUGGGAGGCGCAGUGGGGGAGGAGACGGGGUGCUGCUUUCGCCCCUCAAGAGGAGGAGGCACCGCAAUCGCCACCACGGGGCGGGACCCCCAGAGCAGGCAGAGUCUGAGAAGGUAAAGCCUACAGGUGGCGUGCCAGAAGUGGUGUUGAAGGCAGGCGCAGUGACAGAGGAGCCCAUAGGGGGCGCUGUAUUGCCUGGGAAGAACCAGGCACGGGUCUCCCCUCUGCCCUACGAGCUCAACACUUCCAUCAACUGCAGGGAUGAGGUGGUUCAACCCAUACUGCCACGGCGACAUUCGCAAUCAGGCCCUGGUUCGGGGUCGCAGGUACGCCCACCAGGAAGCACAGAUCCUGCCCUCUCUGGGCAGCCUUCUUCCCGCUCGAGAAAGCGCCGGCGCACUGUGAGUCGCUCAGAACGUCUGUCAAUCACCCCUACGCCAACCAUUGGCCCCAGUGCUGACAGGAGAACUAGCCAGACUUUCCAAACACCAAUUGUAGGCGGAGCCAAAGGAAGCCACCACACAAGUUCCUCUCAGCCUUCGCAGAAGCCACGGAAACCUCUACGGAAGUAUCAGUAUGGCAACUACAGCCGUUUCUAUGGCUACCACCGGCCUGGGCUUAUUGAGGACCCACGGCUGGCCGUGCUGAAGCCUGAGUGGUUCCGUAGGAAGAAAGUGCUGGAUCUGGGCUGCAACACUGGCCAUGUCACCUUGGCCAUUGCCAGGCACUGGGACCCAGCUCACAUUUUGGGCAUAGACAUUGACGGAGGGUUGGUGCGCAUCGCACGGCAGAAUCUUCGUCAUUAUCUGUCGGAGAUGCAGCCAACAGGGGCCCCGUACCACAGUGCCCAGCACAAAAUGGCAAACAGACCCAAACAGGAAGUACAACAGGACAGUGUAGCAAUGGAGGCUGGGAAGAAAGCUGACCAUUUGGACAAAGAUGAGAAAGCUGUGGGAGGGGUGUUUGCUGCGUUGAUGGACCUGCAGCUCACAGCAGCGCCCUCUGCCGUUCGGAGGCCAUUCCUGCUAUCAUUUCGCCUCUGCAGAGGACCCAUCACUGCACCCCUUCUUCCAGAAACCUCAUACAUGGGCUUCCCUCACAAUGUGUUUUUCAUGAAGGAGAACUACGUGCUGGAGAGCGAGGAGCAGCUGGCUGGCCAGCAGGAGGAGUACGACGUGAUCCUGUGCCUGGGUCUGACGCUGUGGGUGCAGCUGAACUGGGGCGACAGGGGCCUGCAGCGGCUCUUCCGCCGGGCCCACCGGCAGCUCAGGACGGGGGGGCUCUUCAUCCUGGAGCCGCAGCCCUGGAGCAGCUACUGCAGGAGGAAGAGAAUCUCGGAGACCACAUACAGAAACUACUGCAGUAUUCGUCUGAAGCCAGAUCAGUUCACCAGCUACCUGACGUCAGAGGUGGGCUUUAGCAGCUAUGAGCUGCUGGGGACCCCCAACAUCAGUGCCAGAGGAUUUCAGAGGCCUAUUUACCUAUUUCACAAAGGUCCCUCCUCCAGCAGGAAGUGACACAUCAGGAAGAGAACUUCACCAACCAGGAAAUUAUGCAUAUGAUGCAUAGGAUGCAGAAGUGAUGCACUGGACGAGGACCUCCAUCUGAAAAAAAGAUGCUUUUCUUGGAGCUUUGCAUUUCUACAGAGACGAAGGAAAGGGAAUAGACUUUGCCAAAGCCUUCAAUUUUCUUGCACUGCGACUUUGGCUUGACAAAGACGAUGACUCAAUACACAGCUCAAGACUCAUAUGGCUUACUUAUACACACACAUCUGCAUACAGACAUUUCUACAAAGAUAUUGUUCUAAUGCUGCCAAAGCAUUUGGCGGUCUUUUGGAGGGAGUGCAUUUUUAAUCUGCUUUUUAAGACUCAAUAUGGAGCCCAGAGGUAGAACAAUGUUCCUCCGCUCCACAGUUUGGAAUAUCCCACGGAAACUUGGAUAGGACCUCCUCCAGACACAGACAGAAUCUCACAUCUGGUACCAGGUGUGUGUUUGUGUGUUGCUGGUCAGGACAUGUGUGAUCCUUAUCACAAGAGACUUACAUACAUACACUUUUUGAAGUCGUUGUUUUUGCUUUCAGUGUUAAGAUUCAUUCUAAUGUAAUUGGGUGAUUAAAUAAUUUAUCAAAA
Messenger RNA from Clupea harengus (Atlantic herring), 3392 nucleotides. RefSeq names its product methylphosphate capping enzyme b (gene mepceb). Gene Ontology annotation, biological process: snRNA modification. The record is from RefSeq and is a predicted model, not a curated record. Gene Ontology annotation, molecular function: RNA methyltransferase activity; snRNA binding; O-methyltransferase activity. NCBI's taxonomy places the organism in Eukaryota, Metazoa, Chordata, Actinopteri, Clupeiformes, Clupeidae.